This is a messenger RNA of Didymodactylos carnosus, 1632 nucleotides long. The record is from the annotation of a GenBank genome assembly. Lineage: Eukaryota; Metazoa; Rotifera; Eurotatoria; Philodinida; Philodinidae.
AUGUUUGAAAACAUGGGUCUUGCACUGGAUGAUACAUCCAGCAAAAAACCCAAUAAAAUCUUUAAAACAAAAAGUGAACUACAUCAUUUUGAUGAAAAUAACAAGAAUUUAACAAAACAAAGUGAUAAUUAUCGUGUUGAUAUUCAAUAUUUUUAUAUUUUGUUGCCGUAUUUAAAAAAGUUUAAUCCAAGUUGUGGUUUAUGUAUUUAUCAAAAAUAUUUUGGAAGACGUAUAACAGCACCAAAUGGUUUAUUAUUAAAAUGUUGGCUUGUAUGUAAGGGUCGUCCUUCCUGUAAAUUUAGCUGUUACGUUAGUGUACAAAAUGAUAGACAUUGUUAUAUAAUUGUGACAAACAACGAAAUAAAACAUCGUAUUAAACAACGUAUUUGUCGUCCAAUUCGUGCACCAAUUCGCAGUUUAUUAAAAGAUAAAUUUAAAGCUGGGGCGACAGUUAAAAAACUACAUAACGAAUAUGCUCGAAAAAGAACAGCAUUGGAAAAAUCUGCAUUUAAUUACGAUGUAACCGGUUCGACACAAAAAACAUUUAAAAAGAUAAAAGCCGAAGCCAUUAAUGAUACAUUAUUAGAUCCGAAUGAAGAUGAAGCAUUAGCAAAAUUAACGGAAAAUUUGAAAAAUGAAAUUAACAAUGAUGGAAAAGUACCAGGUGCUGUACAAGUUUAUAGUAAAACGCCUGCACAUGUAAUUGUGUACACGGAAGCAUCGAUACGAUUAUUCAAUGAUUUAUGUUCUUCAUCAAAUUCAGUCAUUUCAUGGGAUGCAACGGAUCGUGCCCAAGUGUUUCUCCAAGGUGCACUAGAAGUAUUCAACCGCGAAAAUUAUAAAGAAUUCCUAGAUCGUGCAUAUAGAAUUGUUAACGGUCAAGCAAAACCAGUUGAUCUUCAACAAACGAACAUACAUGCUUGCUUAGCACACAUAAUGCUCCAUCAACGACAACUCGUGAAUAAAUUUCUGGACGUCGAUCUAAGAGAACUUGGCAUGUGGUCGAUGGCAUUGUUAAUUAACACUAAUAAUUGGAAUGAAAUGAAACAAAAUUGGGCAUUAGUUUGUACCGUAUUUAUGAAUUUUUAUACAAACAAACAUGACGAUAUUAAAUACAAUUAUUUGCUAGAAAAGAUUAGAAAUUUAGAAAGUGAUCCAAAUUUAUUAUCAGCGAUAAAUAAUCAAAGAACAAGAAAAACAUCAAAAUUAACAACAGCAUUAAAAGGAACAAAUGAGAUAGAUCAAUACGAAUUUAACGAUGAGGAUACUUCGGAGGACUAUAUUAUCGAUGAUGGUGUUUCUCAGGAUAAUAAUUAUGCAAAUGCAGUCAUACAUCCACAAGAAUUACGAAAACGUGGUAACGAUAAGAAGUCUUUGACCAUAUCACAUAUUGAAAAGCUUGUUCGGUUGGCUGUGAAUGACUCUCUUCGAAUAUAUGUUAUUGAACAUGGUACAUUAGAUAUCGGUGAAGAUUCAGCAGAACAACUUCGGAUUCGUAAUUCAGAUUUUUCAACUGCAUUAGAAAAGGUUCAAUCAAAGCCAUCAGACUUUUAUAAGGGUGAAACAAAUGAUAUGUGGUUAUUAAACAUUAUUAUUUUUGAUUAUACAGAAGGAUCACAUCCAAAAGUUUAG